GCGAAGGGCAAAUAAUUUCCAUGAUAUUUAAAUUGAGUGAAAAUGAAUUGCUAAUUUUUUGACUUUGCAAGAUUAUUACUUUUAACAAGUCCUAAGAACUUCAACACAUAACCAUUAUCUGUUCAUUUUUUUUUUUCAGAAAUUACUCUAUGGUUGGGCAAAUAUUAAUGCACAUAAAUAUAUAUGUUUUGAAUAGAUAAGGAACACUUUGGAGAAGGAGAUAAAUAUUUCAUUUCAUAAGGGGACAAUUAAAAAGCAGAGGGCAAAAAUUCUUAUAAAAGCUUUAAAUGAAGGAUUAAGCAACUUUUAGAAAUAUUCUGGUUAAUUUUAAGGAGAGUAAGAGCAACGAAAUCAAAGUCAAUAGCUUUAAGAUUAGAGCGAUAAAUAAGCUGAAAAAGUGUCAGCAGCAAAAUAAUAGCAAAAACGAAUUAAGCAUACAAUUCUGAUUAAAAUGAGUUUGCUUGUAUAUAAAAAAUUUAAUGAACAUAAUGUGCGUCAAUUUAACAGAUGAAAAUAUCUUAUUCAAAGAUUCAAAUUCCAGGAUUCAUGGCAACUGAUAUUUAGAUUAUUUGGAAGGCUAAUAAUUUCAUGAUGAAAGAGCCUUGAAAUUAAAAAACUAAAGCAGAAGUUAAAAUGCAUAAAUUAAUACUAUUUAGAAAUAUAUGGUUUUAUUAAUUAUUAUGAUUGAUUUAACUCG
Molecule: messenger RNA, 697 nt
Organism: Paramecium octaurelia
Lineage: Eukaryota; Ciliophora; Oligohymenophorea; Peniculida; Parameciidae
Source: the annotation of a GenBank genome assembly